Pocillopora damicornis (cauliflower coral) is the source of this 1298-nucleotide messenger RNA. RefSeq names its product glutaminyl-peptide cyclotransferase. The record is from RefSeq and is a predicted model, not a curated record. Lineage: Eukaryota; Metazoa; Cnidaria; Anthozoa; Scleractinia; Pocilloporidae. Gene Ontology annotation, molecular function: zinc ion binding; glutaminyl-peptide cyclotransferase activity.
CAGAGUGAGGCAGAGUGCGCACAAAUGAGAUAAGAAAAUAAAUAGACUCUGUAAUCAAUUACUUGAAGAUGUUAAAAUGGUAGGGCAGAUGGUUUGGUUAGUCAUUUAAUGAGAGACAUUCGUCGUGGAUUGUAAAGUGUAGAAUGUGGUGGACUUUAGUGCUCCUUCUGAUAAACUCCGCGAAAUUUUCGUGGUGUAGUGGCGGUAGCAAUGGCAAGAGACUCGCCGAGCAUCCUUUACCGAGAUCUCUUCCUGAAUCAAAGCUAAACGACUUGGCCCAGAGAACAGAUUACGAUGCCUUCUACAGCGAUACUUUCAUGAAAGGACUUUACCACGUCCGAUACCCAGGAACACAGGGGCAUCAUAAAGUAAAAAUGUUUAUAAAGAAAGCAUUUGAAGACCUCAACUGGACAGUCACAUUGGACGAAUUUGAUGCUCCUACUCCUUAUGGUACUAAGCGCUUCACCAAUGUGGUCGCCACCCUUAAACCCAAUGCAAAAAGAAGGCUAAUGCUAGCUGCACAUUAUGACUCCAAAUACAUGCGUGACAGAUACUUUCUUGGUGCCACAGAUUCAGCAAUGCCUUGUGCAAUGUUAAUUGAAAUUGCCAGAAUUGUCACCCCUUUCUUCAAGGCACGGGAACAGCAAAAAGGGAACGUUCAUGCAGAUGAGGAUGAGCAAUCAGACACAACAUUGCAAAUGGUUUUCUUUGAUGGUGAAGAAGCAUGGGUUGAGUGGAGUUCAACAGACUCACUUUACGGCUCUCGACAUCUUGCAGAGAUGUGGAGCAAUACGUCUCACCCACCAGAUUCAAAUACUACAAUGAUAGACACAAUUAAUGCCAUGGUACUAUUAGAUCUGAUUGGUGCCGCUAACCCAGUGUUUUAUAACACUUUCAGAGAAACAAAUGAUUUAUUUGAGAGAUUACAGAUGAUUGAACGUCGCCUACUGAGCAACCAGCAGAUACAUAUACCACCCAACACCCAACAACCAUAUUUCAUUCAAGGGCUAAUGGACAGAAGAUAUCUUGUAGAAGACGAUCACAUACCUUUCCUACGAAGAAAUGUUAAAAUACUGCACUUGAUAUCACUGCCAUUCCCACCAUGUUGGCAUAAGGACUGUGAUGCUCACGAAAGUAUUGACGAUGAAGUUGUGAAGGACUUACUUAAAAUCUUUCAAGUAUUUGUGGUGGAAUAUUUUGGUCUUUCAGUGGUAUAAUGUAAGGAAAGUAUUGCUUGUGUAGCAACCAUUUUGACUUAAAGUUCAGGAGCACUUCAUGGUAUCAUUCAUCCCACAAAA